Molecule: messenger RNA, 7241 nt
Organism: Dunckerocampus dactyliophorus (ringed pipefish)
Lineage: Eukaryota; Metazoa; Chordata; Actinopteri; Syngnathiformes; Syngnathidae
Gene: drosha
Product: drosha ribonuclease III
Exons: 37
Coding region: 643-4614 (1323 amino acids)
Biological process (GO): rRNA processing; pre-miRNA processing; primary miRNA processing
Cellular component (GO): nucleus
Molecular function (GO): ribonuclease III activity; double-stranded RNA binding
Source: RefSeq, a predicted model, not a curated record
UUAUUUACGUCUUAAAUGGCUUGUUUCUUCUCAUUUUGUCGACUAUAUUGGAUAAUACGAGUGUAAAGCCAUUUACAGCCGCCAUUACUAACUGCGGAAGUAGGCUGGAAGUCCGCCGUCCAGAAAAACAACAACAAAGAACUGGGUUGCGGGGGUAUGCUGGAGCCUAUCCCAGCUGACUCCGGGCAAGAGGCGGGGUACACCCUGGACUGGUCGCCAGCCAAUCACAGGGCUGCUUACAACUCCUCGAGGGCAUAUUCGCAUGGUCACUGUGGACCGCUGUGAUGUUCUACUUCAAGGUGAUAAACACAUGUCAAGACAUGCAGACUUCUCCAUGCCGAUACCAUCGAUCCACUGAUGGAUUACGCCUCCCUGCUCCACCGGGAUGAAGUACACAUGGCUCGCAACAAUUAGCUAAAUAGGCUGGGGAUUGAUCUACGAACAGCUAAGUGGAGCAUCGACUGUCUGUAGAGGUGUCCUGCCUUCUCCAGUAGCAGACGUGGCGCAAACCCAGGGUGACACAUAGCAGAACCCAAACAAAAUGUGCUGGUGGAAGACCCCACUUCUCACCACUGGGUGAAGCACUCCUCUUCUGCUGCUCUUGCCCACUUUCUGCCUACUUCCUGUCCUUGAUGUGAAGUCAUGUCCUACCAUCAAGAUCGUGACACUCCCAGAGGAGGAGGAGGAAUGCCCCCUGGCCAAAACUACCGACCCGCCAACCUGAGGUCCCCCCAUCCUCCAGUACCCCCGUACCCCUAUGACCCCCAAGCUCCUCCCACGCCAGGCUACCACGGCAACAGCAGCUACAUGCCUCCCCACUCAGACUUCAUGCAGUAUCCCCCUCCUGCGCCUCCUCAGACCCCUGGGUCUCUUCAUCCCUGCCCCGUGCGUCCGCCCUUCCCCAAGCCGCCCAUCAGAGGCUUCCCUGACCCCCCACCCAGCUUUCCGCCUCCCCCUUUGCCCGGAGUCGCCGGCGCUCCUCCGACCGGCUCGCAGAUGACACAGAAUGCCUACCACCCUUACAUGACGCCCUCUGUUCCACCACCACCAUUGCCUCCCCCGCCCAUGCCGCCCCCCAUGAGUUACCCCCCUCCAUACACCAUGGGCUACCCCCAUCCUCCUCACCCUCCCUUCCCUCCCCCUGGCUUCAGUCCCAGCUACACCCAGAGCCCCACGUCAUUCAAAGCAGACCAGAGCUUCCACCACAGGGGGCCGUACAAGUACGAGAAACCCAGCGACAGCAGGCGGUCCCCCGAAAGAGGAUAUCGCCAUGACGGCCACCGUCAGAGGGGCUACGGCGCACAUGGCGACAGGCAGGAGAGGAAGGACCGUGGCAGGAGUCCAGACAGACAAGGGAGGUCAGACAGCGGGAGGUACAGGUCCGAUUACGAUAGAGGACGAUCCCCUGGAAGACACUGGAGCCGGGAUCGGAGCAGAGAGCGGUAUCGACUUCGUGAGUGUCGAAGGUCCCAGUCGCCUGACCGAUACAGAAAGAGGCCUCGCAGCCGCUCCACAAGCAGAGACAGGAAGCGAGGCCGCUGGGAGGAUGAGAGGGAUCGCAGGCCCGAGUCCUCGUCGGGUCUGAGCAGAGAUCGCGGUUACUCCUCCCGGAGCAGAGAUUCUGAGGAGUGCGCUGCCGACCGAGAGCGGGAAGGGGAGCGGGACAAGGAGAAAGUGGAUGAGGAGAAAGAGGAGGAGGACCUGCUGAAGCCCGCCUGGAUCCGCUGCACCCACGCUGAGAACUACUACUCCAACGACCCCAUGGACCAAGUGGGAGAUUCUACUGUGGUUGGCACGAGUAAACUGAGAGACCUUUACGAGCGUUUUGAAGAGGAGCUGGGAAGGAGGCAGGAGCGAGCCAAGGAAGCUCGGCCAAAGUGGGAACCGCCAAAGACCAAACUGGAUGAGGAUCCAGCUGAUAGCAGCAGCGACUCAGACUGCGAGUCAGACGGGGAGGGAAGUUCUUGCUCCAGCGGCUCGGACUCGGAUGUUUUUGAUGUCAUCGCAGAGAUCAAGAGGAAGAAAGCGCAUCCGGACCGACUUCACGAGGAGCUGUGGUACAACGAUCCGGGACAGAUGAAUGAUGGUCCCCUGUGCAAGUGCAGCGCCAAGGCCAGACGCACCGGGAUACGCCACAGCAUCUACCCGGGGGAGGAGCCUGCCAAACAGUGUCGAGGGAUGAACAACAACGCUGGCAAGUUGUUCCACUACAGGAUCACUGUGUCUCCGCCCACCAACUUCCUGACGGACCGGCCCACCGUUAUCGAGUAUGAUGACCACGAAUACCUCUUUGAGGGCUUCUCUCUCUUCUCCCACAUGCCGCUCACCAACAUUCCAUUGUGCCGGGUGAUCCGCUUCAACAUAGAUUACACCAUCCACUUCAUAGAGGAGAUGACGCCCGAGAACUAUUGUGUCCAGGGCCUGGAGCUGUUUGCCUCCUACCUCUUCCAGGACAUUCUGGAGCUGUACGACUGGAACCUGACAGGCCCAGAUUUGGACAAUGACGCAAGCGGUUCAUGCCAGCGGUUCCACUUCAUGCCUCGCUUUGUUCGCUUUCUACCGGACGGGGGCAAGGAGGUGCUGUCCAUGCACCAGGUGCUGCUCUACCUCCUGCGCAGCAGCAAGCCUCUGGUCCCGGAGGAGGAGAUUGCCGACAUGCUGCAGUGGGAGGAGCUGGAGUGGCAGAAAUAUGCGGAGGAGUGCAAGGGCAUGAUCGUCACCAACCCGGGCUCGAAACCGAGCUCGGUGCGGAUCGACCAGCUGGACCGGGAGCAGUUCAACCCAGACGUCAUCACCUUCCCUGUCAUCGUUCAUUUUGGGAUACGGCCCGCACAGCUCAGCUACGCUGGAGACCCUCAGUACCAGAAGCUGUGGAAAAGCUACGUGAAACUGCGCCACCUGCUGGCAAACAGUCCUAAGGUCAAGCAACUGGACAAGCAGAAGCUGACGCAGCGAGAGGAAGCGCUUCAGAAGAUCCGUCAGAAGAACACGAUGCGCCGCGAGGUGACAGUGGAGCUCAGCAGCCAGGGAUUCUGGAAGACUGGCAUCCGCUCCGACGUCUGUCAGCACGCCAUGAUGCUGCCCGUCCUUACCCAUCACGUCCGCUACCACCAGUGCCUCAUGCACCUGGACAAGCUCAUCGGCUACGUCUUCAAGGAACGCUGCCUCCUGCAGCUGGCCAUGACACAUCCCAGCCACCAUCUCAACUUCGGCAUGAACCCUGACCACGCCCGCAACUCGCUCUCCAACUGCGGCAUCCGUCAGCCCAAAUAUGGCGACAGGAAGGUUCACCACAUGUACAUGAGGAAGAAGGGAAUCAACACGUUGAUUAACAUCAUGUCUCGCCUGGGCCAGGAUGACCCGUCCCCCUCCAGGAUCAAUCACAACGAGAGGCUGGAGUUCCUGGGCGACGCAGUCGUGGAGUUCCUCACCAGUGUCCACUUGUACUACCUCUUUCCCACUUUGGAGGAGGGAGGCCUGGCCACCUACAGAACAGCCAUAGUGCAGAACCAGCACCUCGCCAUGCUUGCUAAGAAACUGGAGUUGGAUCGCUUCAUGCUCUACGCUCACGGACCAGAUCUGUGCCGGGAGUCUGACCUGCGUCACGCCAUGGCCAACUGCUUUGAGGCCCUCAUUGGUGCUGUGUAUUUGGAGGGCGGCUUGGAGGAGGCCCGGCAGCUCUUUGGAAGGCUGCUCUUCAAUGGCCAGCAGGACCUGCGGGAUGUCUGGCUCAACUACCCGCCACACCCUCUGCAGGUCCAGGAGCCGCAGACGGACAGGCAGCUGAUCGAGACGUCACCAGUCCUGCAGAAACUGACCGGCUUCGAGGACUCCAUCGGGGUGCUGUUUACGCACGUGCGCCUGCUGGCUCGAGCUUUCACACUGAGGACGGUGGGCUUCAACCACCUGACGCUGGGCCAUAACCAGAGGAUGGAGUUCCUGGGAGAUUCUAUCAUGCAGCUGGUGGCCACUGAGUACCUCUUCAUCCACUUCCCCGACCACCAUGAGGGACAUUUAACACUUUUGCGCAGUUCGCUGGUCAACAACCGCACUCAGGCCAAAGUGGCGGAGGAGCUGGGCAUGCAAGACUUCGCCAUCACCAACGACAAAACCAAGCGGCCCGUGGCGCUCCGGACCAAGACCCUGGCGGACUUGCUGGAGUCCUUCAUCGCAGCACUCUACAUUGAUAAAGAUCUGGAAUACGUGCACACCUUCAUGAACGUCUGCUUCUUCCCCCGACUGAAGGAGUUCAUUCUGAACCAGGACUGGAAUGAUCCCAAGUCUCAGCUGCAGCAGUGUUGUUUGACCCUGAGGACGGAGGGAAAGGAGCCCGACAUCCCUCUGUACAAGACACUGCAGACGGUGGGACCCUCGCAUGCUCGCACCUACACCGUCGCCGUCUACUUCAAGGGCGAGCGUAUCGGCUGCGGCAAAGGCCCGAGCAUCCAACAGGCAGAAAUGGGAGCUGCCAUGGAUGCGCUUGACAAAUAUAACUUCCCACAGAUGGCUCAUCAGAAGCGCUUCAUCGAGCGUAAAUACCGGCAGGAGCUGAAGGAGAUGCGACGCGAGCGGGAGCGCCAGGAGAGCGACGAGCCGGACGACGGCAGAAAGUGAAGACUGAGCACAGAACUGGACCACAUUUGUCACCAACAGCCCACGGCGUCUACACAUCGACAACCAACACAUCUACGAGGACGGCGCCACCAUGUUUGUGUCAGAGGGGGUGAAGAAAACGAUGCGGAGUAAAAACGCUUGUCCGUCUUGCCGUGGAGGAGACUAAGGAGUUCUUUGAGGUGUCAUGUUCUGUUACGUCCUCCGUCCAUCUCGCUGGUAGGGGACCAUCACGUCAUGGACAUCUUCAUGUCGCACGUUCAGCUUUAAGUGGUAGAUACGGAACCAAAGCGUCUUUUGUCCUCCAUUGGCCGUCUCCAAAGUCUGAACCCACCAGUGUUGCGUUGUUGUCAGGGUGCGCUGUGAGGGUUUUAGAUCAUGUGUCAAACUCGUGCCGUGGAGGGCUGAGACGCUGCAGGUUUUCCUUCCAGCUGGUCACUAAAGCAGAUGAUUUUAAUGAUCAACACCUUCAAUUUGAGGGGAGGAGCUCAUCAUUUAAAUCACCUGCUUUAGUGACCAGCUGGAAAGCACCUGCUGCAUCUUGGCCCUCCCUGGCACGACAAUGAAGAUGAAGCAAAAGAGUAGAUGUCUGUACAGUGUAUUGUAUCAUGUAACGUACACAAGCUAAGAUCACAAUAUGUAGCGUGGUGUUUGUCGCAGAAACACGUCAAAGUUUACAACUGUGUGUGUCCAUCACAGGCAGCGGCAACACCCCAACUAACACGUGAUGGGACACACAACGCCUAGCCACGGGGUGCGUUCACCAGUCCUUGAAAGUCCGUUUCCGCUGCCCGUUAAGAAUCCCCGUCACUGUCGUCAGCACCGUACAUGUCUGCCAGUUUCUUAAAGCGCGGCCCCCACUCACUCAGGUAGUUGUAGUCGUGCUCUCCCUCGGUCGUGGCCGACCCCAGCGAGCUGAGCGACUCGGCCACGGAGCCGCUGCCCUCGUAGGCGUAGGUGGCCAGUGAGUCAUAGGGCGGCGCCGUGGGGUCGCUGUCGUUGUCCUGGAUCCGCUGGUUGAUGAAGUCCCUCACGUCACCGUUGUUGUCCCGAGCGGAGGGGGGCGCGGGCCGCCGGGCUGUGGGGUAGUAGGCCUCAGGGAGGAUGUCCCGCCGCUGUUUGGCGUCCUCAAUGGCCUCGGGGUUGCGCAGCGUGCCGAUGUCAAAGGCCUGGGUGUCCUCCUCACCACCGCCCUCAUCGUUGUAGCUGACCACGUUGUCCCGCACGUCCUCUUUGGAGAUGAUCAGAGGCUCUUUCUUGCGCUGCCUCCUCAGGGCAGCAAACAGAACCACGAUCACUGCAGGCACAGCAAGAACAGACAGUCACAAGUGGUGUGGCGCUGAGGACACGUUAUGUAUUCCUGUCCUCACCGCUGCUCAAGAUCACAAUUUAGGAACAAGGCAGAGCGAGCACUCAUGUGCUAAACUACAACGCUGGCUGGGUCAAACAUGGACGCUUUGUAGUUCUCCGUGGCUACUGUACAGCAUAUCUUUACACGCUACCUCGUCUAAGCACCAUUCAAACAUGCAGUGAAAUGAUGUUAAUCAUGUUAAUCAACGAAGGCAAGCUGACAUGUCUUGCGAGGGAAUUACAAGAAUGUUUUUAUGCAUUUAAAAUGUGAAAUAAAAUACUACAAAAUUAUACUGAAUUCAUAUUAUUUUUGGGAAUGUCAUUUAUCAUUACUUUAAUGGUACUCUGCCAUGUUCUCUAUUGCAUCACCUUAAUUAACAACUUGACUAUAUUUACUUUAACUUAUCAAAGUUUGGCGGCGUACUCACUCAGAAGGAUCAUGACGCACAGCAAGAUGGCCACCAGCGCACCCGUGCUCAGUCCCGCUUUGGCUGUCAGCGCCUCGGCGUUGCACAGCUUCAUGUUGCCCUCGCGGUCACACGUGCACACCCUGACGGUGAGCGUGUUGGUGCUGCUCCGCACGGGCAUGCCGCCGUCCGAGAUGACCACGGGCACGUGGUAGACACUCUUCAGGAGGCUGCUGUAGCUGUUCCUCCGCGUCAGGAUCCAUGCCGUGUUGUCUGAAACAUCCAGAAAAGACGGUCAGCGCUGGACAAACGGCCGCAAAAAUGGCGAACGUUACCUCUGUUGUCGCGGACCGAGAAGUUGGCCUUGCCGGCAGCCUCCUGGGCCAGGCUGAAGAAGAAGCGAUGUCCUCCUAGAGGCUCGUCUGGGUCUGUGGCGCUCACUGUUUGGAUCCUCUGGAAGCGGACAGACACAAAUCUCACUGAGCUGUACCAAAAGGGGGGAGCUACUUCCCAGCCUAUAUCAUCAAUUAUGCAUAUUUAAUACCACUAGCGUGAACACCCACCUGAUUGGCCUUGGCGUUCUCGCACACGAACGUCUCAUAGUUGGUGGCAAAGGUGGGUGCGUUGUCAUUGAUGUCCAGCACUCUGAUGUGGACGGGUACACGGCUGAUCUGUCGCAGGUUGUCUGGGAAACACGCCAGCAGCAUUAUUCACAGUACGUAGUUGUACUGCAUCUAAAUACUACUGUGGAAACCUGGACAUUUAAGGUCAUGUGCUUGCAAAUGAGGUGGAAAUUUAACAUUUAUCAUUUGUAUUGCUUUAACAAACAAAGUAACACUCAGCAGCCAUUGCUUUUUAUAAUAUACUGACCUA